AUGUUUGAGGGAUCCCUGUUCACCUUUUAUAAGGAUCCUUACUGUAAGAUUCCUGUUUUCCUAAUGGGUGGAGGGUCACUGAGGGCGCAGCGAUGUGUUCUCUGGAUUGGAGGUCAGUCUGAAUCUUUCCUCUGUUUUAACUACUUCCCCAGGCUUGCAGAGAUGCUCAGUGGUGACUGGGCCUUUGCUCAAGUUGAACUCCCGAGCAGUCGCGUUGGCUUUGGUGCCCAGGACCACGUCCACGACGCGGAGGACGUGGAUGAGCUCCUCUCUAUUCUGGUGAAGGAUUACGACAUGCGUGAGAUUACACUCUUCGCGACGAGCACCGGCGUGCAGGUGGUGUUUGAGUUGCUGGCGAAUGGCCGCCACACCGCCUUCGUGACCCGCGCCAUUCUCCACGGUGUUGUCUGCGACCCGGCGAGUCCCCUCUUCACCCCCGAGGGCGUCGCCGCCCGGGCGGAAUUCGUCGCCGAACUCGUCGCGGCCGGCCGCCAGGAGGACUCGCGGGCCCUCGUCGACCACUACGACAUCCCCGUCACCCCGGCGAGACUCGCCGGCGGGGGCUUCCCGACGCUGCAGGAGGCCGUCUGGUCGCCGUGCAUGCGGGGCGAGGUGGACACGCUGCAGCAGUCCAUAGGGAGAGUGCGGGUGCCCAUGCUCAUCAUGCUCGCCCACCACGCACAGUAUAAACCAACCCCAGAGGAAGUGGAUAAAGUGGUGCGGUUGGUGCGGGAAUACGCAGGGUGUACGCAUGUCACAGUCUCCUACUUUAAGGAUACAUGUGAUGAGAGGCGAAGGGUGCUGAAGGCAGCAGAACAAGAACAUGUAGACGCUAUUCUCCACUUUCUCGCAGAAGAGGAUGACAGACGGGCAAAACAAGAAAAAGAGGAACAAUGGAGGGCGGUGGAGGAAGAAAAAAAGAGGAAAUCCAUACUUCAAGCAAAUGCGUUUGCUAAAAAUCUUGCAAGAAACAGUACGGCAUAA
This is a messenger RNA of Trypanosoma theileri, 984 nucleotides long. RefSeq names its product putative radial spoke protein 3. The transcript has a single exon. The coding region runs from base 1 to 984 and encodes 327 amino acids. NCBI's taxonomy places the organism in Eukaryota, Euglenozoa, Kinetoplastea, Trypanosomatida, Trypanosomatidae. The record is from RefSeq and is a predicted model, not a curated record.